ACACCGCACAGACAGACCAAGCCGGCUGCCUCUUUGCUGCGAACAGCAAACCAGAGCAGGCCCGGCACAGGCACUUGGCUCGUGCGCACGGGUAAUAGACCACCCACCCCGGGGACUGGCAGGGCAGGAAACCAUGGCGACGUGCCACUGCUCUGAGCCGGCGCAAUGCCUCCACCGGCCCUUGCUGACGCCGGCGCCAGGAUACCCAAGGCUGCACGACCGCAAGAAGACGGCGGCUGCCGGUGGCGGCGGCGGCGUCGUGGGCGAGGUGGCGUCCAUCCUCCGGCUGACGGGGCCAAUGGUCGGCGCGGGGAUCCUCCUCUACCUGCGCUCCCUCGUGUCCAUGGUCUUCCUGGGCCGCCUCGGGCAGCUCCCGCUCGCCGGCGGCUCCCUCGCGCUCGGCUUCGCCAACAUCACGGGCUACUCCGUGCUCUCCGGCCUCGCCGGCGGCAUGGACCCCGUCUGCGGCCAGGCGUUCGGCGCGGGCCGGACGGACCUCCUCCGCGCCGCGCUCCGGCGCACCGUGGCGCUCCUCCUGGCCGCGUCCGUGCCCAUCAGCGCGCUCUGGCUCGCCAUGCGCCGCGUGCUCGUGGCCACGGGCCAGGACGCGGACAUCGCCUCCGUGGCGUACGCCUACAUCCUCUGCUCGCUCCCCGAUCUCGUCGUGCAGUCCUUCCUCCACCCGCUCCGCAUCUACCUGCGCGCGCAGUCCGUCACGCUGCCGCUCACCUACGCUGCCGCGGCAGCCGUGCUCCUCCACGUGCCCAUCAACUUCGUCCUCGUCGACGUCCUCGGGCUCGGCAUCCGGGGCGUCGCGCUGGGCGCCGUCUGCACCAACCUCAACUUCCUCCUUUUCCUCGUGGCGUACGUGUGCGUCUUCGGAAUGUACGGCGGCGAGGACAGCGACAAGAAAGCUGCUACGCCGGUCGAGGAGGAGGAGGGCGCGAGGGAGUGGUGGAGCCUGGUGAGGCUGUCCGUGCACAGCUGCAUGUCCGUGUGCUUGGAGUGGUGGUGGUACGAGAUCAUGGUGCUCCUCUGCGGCGUGCUCGCCGACCCGAAGGCGGCGGUGGCGGCCAUGGGCGUGCUGAUCCAGACCACUUCGCUCAUAUACAUCUUCCCGCACUCGCUCGGCUGCGCGGUGUCCACGCGGGUCGGCAACGAGCUCGGCGCGGGGCGUCCGGAGCGGGCGCGCCUCGUGGCGCGCGUGGGGCUCUGUCUCGGCGCGGGGCUCGGCCUCGUGGCGUGCGCGUUCGCGGUGUCCGUGCGCGGCGUGUGGGCGCGGACGUUCACAACGGACGACGCCAUCCUGAAGCUCACGGCCGCCGCGCUGCCAUUGCUGGGCCUGGCCGAGCUGGGCAACUGCCCGCAGACGACGGGGUGCGGCGUGCUCCGCGGGAGCGCGCGGCCGGAGAAGGCCGCGAAGAUCAACGUGUCGGCCUUCUACGGCGUCGGGAUGCCCGUGGCGCUGGCGCUGGCGUUCCGCCCCGCGCGGCUCGACUUCCGCGGGAUGUGGGGCGGCAUGCUCGCGGCCCAGCUCGUCUGCGCGGCGCUCAUGCUGCGCGCCGUGCUCGGCACGGACUGGGACGAGCAGACGGAGCGCGCGCGCGAGCUCACUGGCGGCGGCAUUGUCGACGACAAGCAGCAUGCAGAAGUGGCCAAAGGGGGUGCCGACAACGCAUUGUUCGUGGUGGUAGCCGAUUGUGUGUAGUAGCGGGCGAUGGAGCGAGUCUCGAUUCUUGGAUCAUAUUGAGUCCUUGAUUGAUUCUUUUAGCUAUAGGAUUUUAUUUUUCUUCUCUAGUUCUGUAAUUUUACUGAACUUUAUUCUGCGGGAUUCUGGCAAUGAUAAGCUGCAAUCUCCUUACAUUUUAGCUUCUUUUUGUCCUCUUUGAGUUGAGGGUGGUUUACAGUGAAGAUAGUGGCCGGUGUACAAAUGCAGCCACUAGACACUGUUGCCUUCAGAUUUGAUAACAAUGCCAAACAAUAUUUUUUCCCCUUUCGA
This is a messenger RNA of Brachypodium distachyon (stiff brome), 1999 nucleotides long. RefSeq names its product protein DETOXIFICATION 49. Lineage: Eukaryota; Viridiplantae; Streptophyta; Magnoliopsida; Poales; Poaceae. Gene Ontology annotation, biological process: xenobiotic detoxification by transmembrane export across the plasma membrane. The coding region runs from base 134 to 1708 and encodes 524 amino acids. Gene Ontology annotation, molecular function: antiporter activity; xenobiotic transmembrane transporter activity. The transcript has a single exon. Gene Ontology annotation, cellular component: membrane. The record is from RefSeq and is a predicted model, not a curated record.